Anguilla anguilla (European eel) is the source of this 1294-nucleotide messenger RNA. RefSeq names its product CDKN2A interacting protein N-terminal like (gene xtbd1). The transcript has 3 exons. Bases 82 to 402 code for a protein of 106 amino acids. NCBI's taxonomy places the organism in Eukaryota, Metazoa, Chordata, Actinopteri, Anguilliformes, Anguillidae. The record is from RefSeq and is a predicted model, not a curated record.
GCAAUAGCACGUAUAGGAAGGCCAUUAUUUCCCCAGCAUUUUGUUUUCAAGCGUGCUUCAGCUGGGAGUUUAGUGUCCGAGAUGGCUGACGGUGAUAUUGAAGAGUUCAUUGAACAGAAUCGACAUUUGGCUGAGCUCGUCGAUACGUUUAGGACCAUCUCGGAGAGCGAAAAGCAUUGGAAGUCCAGGAGGGAGUUCCUUUUUAGGAACAUCAACGACUAUGAAGAUCCACACUUGGACCAUCUUCUGGCUUUGUCCAUGGUUUGGGCAAACAACGUCUUCCUCGGUUGUCGGUAUAGUCCCGUACUUCUGGACAAAGUGAAGGAAAUGGCGGAAGGGAUUGUAGUGCACGACGCACCGGUUUUCAAAACAAGAGACGAGAUCGUUAAACAGAAGAAUUGAUGACUGGACCUGUCUGGCAAAAGCAUACACAGUGGAUCAGACCCUCAGAUUUGGAGAUUCUUCUGAACAUGGUUUUUUUUGUAAAUGGUGUAUUUUAAAUGCUUCCAGACAUUGCUGAUUAUGUGCUGGCUUUACAAUGGCAGGUAUCAGGGCUUGUAGUCUAAAGCAAGAAAAUACACUUCAAAUAACAAGAGCAGGCUGUCAGAAAGUUCUUUACAUAUAUUAAAUAGCCCUCAUUGCACAUAAAACUGCCUGAGGCAAUCAAAAACAUGCUGUUAAACUGAAAUGGUAUUUUUUGAUGGGCCACCAGUGAUCUUUAAGGAGAGUUUUUAUCAUUAUUUUUAUUGUCGUGUGGAAUGUUGUUCCAAAUGUAGAAUGUGGGGCCUGGUUCCUUCAGCCACAGGCACCAAAGCCAUCAGGACAUUGUACUUCCUCUAGUGGUCUUUUUAAAAACAAUAGUUUUUCAUCAGUUUUAUUCCAACGAUUUAUUUGUACUCAAAAUCAGUUCUGUAGAAAUAUGUGAUCUCUGCCUGGGCAUCUGUUUGCCUGAGAGCUGCAACUCUGUGGCCUUCCACCAGUGUUUUAUUGAUUUGCAAGUUGCCUAAUGGAUGCCCAUCAGUGCCCUGGUAAAUAUUAUGCAAGUAUGGAUGCAUAUUUUUGAGGUCAUGUGAUGGGUCCUUGUGUGUUGUGGUUUCUAUGGCAACCCCAGCUGUGCCAUCUCUGUUCCCUUUUAAUAACAAAAUCAGCAAAAUUUUAAACAUCAAAAAGAGCAUCGUGCAUUUGGUUCAGGAACAAGAUUUCUCAACCAAGAGUACAUCAAGUCUGUAAAAUGUAUUUUAUUAUAUUUAUACAGCAUAUUUUAAGUGUACAUUGUUUUCAAUAAAUUCACAAA